AUGGCGACGUUGACGAUAAAGGAUAAUAGAAGAAGGGCUCGUUUUUCGGAUCCGCUUGAGAUAAUAGAUUUAAUUGUUGAUAUUAUGUUUAUUGUGGAUAUUAUUAUCAAUUUUAGAACCACAUACGUCAACGAAAAUGACGAGAUAUCAAUGAUAGUGGUAUCGCAUCCGGGUAAAAUAGCAAAGCAUUAUUUUAAAGGAUGGUUUAUUAUUGAUAUGAUUGCUGCUGUACCAUUCGAUUUGUUGCUUGUGAACACCAACAGUGAUGAGCUGUGUAUUCCUAUUAAAACGAGAGCAUAUAUGGCACAAAAAAAUUCUCUUCCCAAACUUAAUACCACAACUUUAGUGUAUAAUCAGAGCACUUUUUUUUGGUCACAGACAAUGGAUAGAAUUGAAUUAUAA
Messenger RNA from Enterobius vermicularis (human pinworm), 402 nucleotides. The record is from the annotation of a GenBank genome assembly. NCBI's taxonomy places the organism in Eukaryota, Metazoa, Nematoda, Chromadorea, Rhabditida, Oxyuridae.